AUGUCUAGUCAGCGUCUUGUCCUAGGCCUCCCACGUGUCUUGCCGUCGCUGCCGCCUUCGCUUGCGCCGCCGUGUCGUCCCUGCGUCGAGGGUAGGCUGCGCGCCACCCCUCACUCCUCCUCCCUUCGUCCGGCCACCGAGCCUUUUGAGACGCUUCACUUGGACGUCUGGGGCCCCGCCCCUCGUCUAGGCCCUGAGCGUGAGCGUUACUUUCUGGUGGUCGUUGACGACUUCUCCCGCUACACCACAGUGUUCCCUCUGGCGAAGAAGUCUGAGGUGACUUCUACGCUGAUCAGGUGGUUGCUCACCACCGAGGACACUCGUGGUUGUCGUGUCAGCUGUCUCCACUCCGACCGUGGGGGUGAGUUUCGCUCCGGCAUUCUCGCUGGAUUCUGUCGCGAGCAGGGCAUUCGUCAGUCCUGGACGCUUCCAGAGUCCCCACAGCAGAAUGGGGUUGCUGAGCGCCGCAUAGGCCUGGUCAUGGAGAUCGCCCGCACCUCCCUGACUCACGCCUGUGCCCCCCAUUUUCUGUGGCCCUACGCAGUCAGGUACGCUGCGCACCAGCUGAACCUCUGGCCACGUGUCUCUCGACCAGAGGUUUCACCGACCAGUCUUUGGACAGGGUCCCCUGGUGUUGCGUCGCGGUUUCGUGUCUGGGGGUGCUUGGCUCUUGUCCGUGACACCUCCGCGGACAAGCUCUCGCCUCGUGCCGUCCCCUGUGUCUUCCUUGGUUUCCCUGAGGACUCCUCUGACUUCACCUUUUACCACCCUCCCUCUCACCGGUUCUUUGACUCCCGUGACGUCCGUUUCGAGGAGUCCACUCCGUACUACGUCAGGUGUGUCCCAGGCUACCCCUCCUCCUUCGGUAGCCCCUCCGGUACAGCCUCCCUCCCCACAGUCCUCCUCGCAGCGUGCCGCUGGUGCUAG
Closterium sp. NIES-65 is the source of this 927-nucleotide messenger RNA. NCBI's taxonomy places the organism in Eukaryota, Viridiplantae, Streptophyta, Zygnematophyceae, Desmidiales, Closteriaceae. The record is from the annotation of a GenBank genome assembly.